Sporothrix schenckii 1099-18 is the source of this 255-nucleotide messenger RNA. RefSeq lists its product as uncharacterized. The coding region runs from base 1 to 255 and encodes 84 amino acids. The record is from RefSeq and is a predicted model, not a curated record. The transcript has a single exon. NCBI's taxonomy places the organism in Eukaryota, Fungi, Ascomycota, Sordariomycetes, Ophiostomatales, Ophiostomataceae.
AUGCCACAUGGGCGUGGCACACGAUUGAUACCCUCCCCCCGGCACCUUGCUACCGCCACCGUUCUCCAGGAAACGCUAUUCUCAUCUCCAGGAGUUAGAGAGCAGAUGCGGGCAGCGACGGUUCCGCCCCCAUGGGGCAUCCGUGACGACCCAGCCAGAGGUGAUUCCUUGGCAGCGACUGCAGGCCCCAUCAACGCGGACGACAUGAUCCACGGACAAACGAAGGGCGAGAAUGGAAAACAGGUUGCGAGGUAA